UCCAGAUUGACAGAAAUGUUAUAUAAAACAUUUUGAGUCCUUAGUUCUUUAAUCGCAUUGGAAUCUUAAACUUUAUUUUGUCUUUUCGUUCCAGACUGCUGAAUGGCUGUUGAGAACUUAGCGAUAGUAGCGGCGGACGGGGCGCCGUCGCUGGCGCGCGAGGCCGUGCAGCCGCACCUGGCCACCUUGCGCUGGUGCGGCUUCUGCCGGCUGAGUCCGCGCCGCGCCGCGCACGACCUCUACUGCUGGUUCGCGCUCCUCGUCACAACAACUUACCUUCUGCAGGAAUGCGUUUACGCUUAUCAGGAGCGGGACGACAUGGACAAGCUGGCUCGCGUGAUGUUCCUGCUUCUGUGUCAUGUGACCUCCAUCGUUAAGCAGAUUGUGUUCCAUACAAAAGCGCAUCGUAUCGAUCUCAUGGUCAUUAGUUUCGAUGAGCCAGCUCACGGCGGCGCGGCGCCGGCGGAGUGGCGGCGCGCGCUGCUCGAGCACACGGCGCGCAGCAUGGCUCGUCUGCAGCGCGCGUACGCCGGCACCGCUGUCCUCACCUGCACGCUCUGGAUCGUCUUCCCCAUCAUGUAUUACAUGCGAGGGCAAAACGUAGAGUUUCCCUUCUGGACCGGAGUUGACUACUCGCAUUUAGGAAAGUUCUCGCUGGUGCUGGUGUACUCGUACUACGUGACGACGCUGGUCGGCAUCGCCAACACCACCAUGGACGCGUUCGUCGCCACCGUGCUCUUCCAGUGUAAGACGCAGCUCUCCAUUCUGCGGGCUAACUUUGAAACUCUUUCUGAGAGAGCAGUGGAGAAGUCAUACAACAGAGAGCAGUAUGAUUUCAUUUUGAACCAGCUGUUUUUGGAAUGCUUGGAUCAUUACAAAAAGAUAACAGUAAUACUCAGCCUGCUGCAGGAUAUUUUUGGAAGUGCCAUCCUCAUUCAGUUCGGGAUUGGAGGCUGGAUCCUGUGUAUGGCGGCCUACAAGCUCGUCAGCCUGAACGUUCUGAGCGUGGAGUUCGCGUCGAUGACUCUGUUCAUCACGUGCAUACUUACGGAACUGUUUCUCUACUGUUACUAUGGCAACGAGGUGCAGGUCGAAAGCGACAAGCUGAUGGAGUCGAUGUACCGAAGCGGGUGGCUGGGCGCCGGGCUGCGCUUCCAGCGCGCGCUGCUGCUGGCCAUGGAGCGCGCCAAGCGGCCGCUGCGCCCCGCCGCCGGCCUCAUCAUCCCGCUCUCGUUGGACACCUUCGUCAAGAUUUUGAAGUCUUCAUACACGUUUUAUGCCGUGCUGCGACAAACAAAAUAAGUACUUACUACUUCUCAAUGAAAUUAGAAUCACUACAGCUUAUAAAAUUGAGUAAAAUAUUAUUUAUUAUUUAAUUCCGCUCCAGAUUCCUCCACAAAUACAUAGUUUAGAUACAAUAAUAGUAACAGUGAAAUAAACAGUAUCGUGCUGCUUCGUAGUAAAUGAUAUUUUAAUUUUAUUUGUGUAUUAAUGUAUUUGAGUACAUUAUUCUCAAACAAAGCUCGUAAACGGCAAAUUAAAUUCAAGGAGAGCAAUAUAAAGCGCGCGGGACAGUGUCGUGGCGCUAUAACGAGCCGCUGACAACAAUUCAAUUUUGUUCGCCGCCUCCUCCGUUUGAAUUUAUUACGAAUAUCAUUUUCAUUCAUUAGAAUAUCAUUCGAUUCGCGGCCGCUGGUCGCGUCCACUCCUCAUCCUAUUUACAUUCCAGUCGCUUUACAUACAAUAAAAUGUUUAUGUUUACCUAGAAAGUGAAAAGCUAUAUAAUUAAUAUCAAAAGUUGCUCUCUAGUCAUUACAUUUCCUACACUUGCGUUUUUUCUCUUGUCUGGGCAUGUUCCUGAUUUUGUACAAGUGCAUUUUUAUGUAAUAUGAUUUCAAAAUAUAAUUCGUAAUAUUUAAUUUUGGUAAAGGUUACAGUAAAUAAUAAGGCCUUGUGACGGGAGAGCUGUUCACAUAUCGUUACACGAAAUCAGCGUGUAACCGUAGGCCACCGCUGCAUAGCCUGCCGCUCGGCUCUUAGCCGCUGGUCUGAGAGCCGGCGCCGGCUCUCGAAUCCCUCGAUCACUAAUUGGACCGCGCGGCCGCAGAGAUCUCCAAAGAUACGAGUCAACACGACGUGCACAAGAUGUCCUCGAUAUUAUUCGCAUCUAGUUCUGAAUAGCUUCUCAUGAUUGAAAAGUGAAAUUAUUGACAAAUCGAAGUUCGGGGGAAAUCAAAUUCGGUUAAGUCGUUUUUGAAAUAUUUGCAAUUUUGUAAAAAAAAGUAUUGUGUUCGCGAGGUCUAAGUUCGCCUGAUUCUAUAUUAAAGCAGAAUUAGAUUACUCUUACUUAUUUAUAAUAUUUGUAUGUAUCUAUGUAUAUAUUUAUGUUUGUAUUAUUAUUUUUUCAUCUAUUGCUUUAGUCUUUCUGUUUCUCCCGAAGGUUGACUGCUGAAGAAUGCUUUCAGCGUUAAGUCCGCCAUUGUACCAAUUUUGGUAAAUAAAGUUUGAAUAAAUAAAUAGAAAAUAUUGAACUUACAAUAACAUACGUUAGGUAAUGUAGUUACAAAUUUUCACAGACGAAUAAAUGUAAGCUCAAAGGUAUGUAUAAUGCAAUGCAAUAGAAAUAUAAGACACUUUAUUCAUUGAGAAGCCAGAGAUCGAUCCGCAAUGAAAUUGAUCUGGGGCGAUGGCGAGAACUGGCGACGUCAAUCAAAGCGCCGGCUCGCGACAUUUUACUUUUACUGUUUAAAAAUGUACGAAGUGUCGUAGUACCCUUUGUUCAUUUGGUUAUGUCCACAGCUUAGAGUUAUAAAAACGCUAUACAAACAUCCUCACAAAAUUUCGCAUUUAUAAUAUUAGCUAAUAUUGUGUGUUCAUGUGUUGUUUUAAAUAUAUGGUUACCAUGUAUUUAGGACUAGACUGGAAUGUACCUAGCAUUUAGAACAAUAAUAUUCUUCACUCACCCUAGAUUAAUAACGAUUUUCGUACUACAUUUAAUACAAAUCAUGUAAAGAGUUCAGCUACAGUUAAGUAAUCAUCUAUAACAAACCUAUAACAAACAAGCCGUUUUGUUGUGAAUUUAAUAAUUAUGAAGUUACCAGAUUUGACUUUUUAUGUUUGUAUUCUUUAAUUUUACUA
Molecule: messenger RNA, 3138 nt
Organism: Plodia interpunctella (Indianmeal moth)
Lineage: Eukaryota; Metazoa; Arthropoda; Insecta; Lepidoptera; Pyralidae
Product: odorant receptor 94b
Exons: 10
Coding region: 103-1302 (399 amino acids)
Biological process (GO): sensory perception of smell; detection of chemical stimulus involved in sensory perception of smell
Cellular component (GO): plasma membrane
Molecular function (GO): olfactory receptor activity; odorant binding
Source: RefSeq, a predicted model, not a curated record